This is a messenger RNA of Gloeophyllum trabeum ATCC 11539, 1108 nucleotides long. RefSeq lists its product as uncharacterized. The record is from RefSeq and is a predicted model, not a curated record. The coding region runs from base 74 to 673 and encodes 199 amino acids. The transcript is spliced from 2 exons. Lineage: Eukaryota; Fungi; Basidiomycota; Agaricomycetes; Gloeophyllales; Gloeophyllaceae.
GCCCGCCGUCGCCCUCCACCCGAUAUCUUUCUUCCCUCAAGCCACUCAUCGCUCUGCCAAUCCACCGUGAACCAUGUCCUACUACGCAUCGCCCUCCCACCAUCGCUCUCAUUCCCACCUCGGCUACUCCCAGUCCCAGUACUACCCGGCCCAGGGCUCGCAGUACUCGCAGCAGCCGGUCUACUACACAUCCAGCGACAGCGGCCACCGUCGGUACAACUCGAUGGGCGCGGGCGGCAACUACGCCUACUCGGUCCCCGCGAGCCCGUACCAACGCGGGCGCACGUACAGCGCGAGCCACCCCGGGCACGGCAGCCCCGCCGUCCAAUACGUCUCCUCCCACCGCUCCCAUUCGCAUCGCAGACACAACAGCACCUCCUCGCCCGUCGUCGUCGAUUUGAGAAGGCACCCGAGUCGGCAUGGCACCGUGCACGUUCAGCCCGGUCGCUCUGCUUCCCACCAUCGCUCAUCUUCCCACUCUCGUAACUACACCGACCGGCACAGGCGCUACUCGGAGGGGCACCUCUCCUUCACCGACCGUCUGCGUCGCAUGUUCGGCAUUGGGCCGUGGGCUCACCAUAAUGGGAGCCACCACCACGGACGCGAGCGAUACAUUGACGCCAAAACCGGGAGAGAGACAGAUCGCUGGGGCAGGCCGAUCUACAGGGUCUGAUCGGUGACCCUGAGGUUUUGGAAGCAGAUCUUAUUAUAGGACUGCACGACGAACAAGCACACUGUUGGCCUUCUUGGUCGACGUGCUGCGAACAGCAGGAACGGGGUUCCUCGAAAGCAUACCCCCAGGGCCCAGUCCCUUCGUAAUCUACUCGGCAUCGCGACCGAUAACUUCUUGCCCUUCAUCCAAUCCGGACGCACAUUAUUUAUCCUGCAUCCACGCAGUCGCAGUACGUUGUACGAACCCUUAUGAAGUAUAAUGCCAUCUCGCCCUAGUAACCCCUUGUCAUUAUUAGUGCUUGUAUACCGCAUAUGUUGUUUGUUAUUAAAGUCUCGUUGCUAUCUCAGGACUUGGGUUACUGCCAUUGUACUACUUGUACAGCAAUCGAUCUUCGCUUGGCUAGGCUCUUGGUCGGUGCUGUGUGAUCUCACCGUG